Penicillium vulpinum is the source of this 807-nucleotide messenger RNA. Its product is annotated as Chromosome segregation in meiosis protein 3. Gene Ontology annotation, cellular component: nucleus; replication fork protection complex. Gene Ontology annotation, molecular function: DNA binding. NCBI's taxonomy places the organism in Eukaryota, Fungi, Ascomycota, Eurotiomycetes, Eurotiales, Aspergillaceae. The coding region runs from base 1 to 807 and encodes 268 amino acids. The record is from RefSeq and is a predicted model, not a curated record. Gene Ontology annotation, biological process: DNA damage response; replication fork processing; DNA replication checkpoint signaling. The transcript has 3 exons.
AUGGCGAAUGCGAACGUCCCAGAGCAAGGAAGCUCACCAACAGCGGGUGAUUUAAAUGAUCUUUUUGAUUAUGACAUUGGCUUGGAUGAAAUUAUUCCGGAUAACAAUGUUCCCAAUGCCCACAGCACCAAGGCCUCUGGGGCAGGGCUCUCGGCACUUGGUUUGGGUCUUGACGAAGAAGUCAAAGUCGCAAAGAAACGACAACCUGUGGCCAAACUAGACGAGGGCCGCUUACUCUCACAACCGGGUAUACCCAAACUGCGACAUACUGCCAGACAGAAGCUGAAAUUCAAGGGCAGAGGACACGAGUUCAAGGACGCCGCCCGCCUGCUCAACUUUUACCAGCUAUGGCUCGAUAAUCUCUUUCCACGAGCAAAAUUUGCAGACGGUCUGGUAAUGAUCGAGAAACUGGGACACUCAAAACGCAUCCAGGCCAUGCGACGAGAAUGGAUAGACGAGGAGAAACCGAGACUUUUCGAUAGCCUUAGAUCCACGCAAGAAGAGCUCGAAAAUCGACACGUCCUCAAGAACCCUGCAGAUUCCAAUCGUAACCCAGCCACAAUUACUCAGGACGAGGAAAGGGCUGUCGACCAAGAUCUUUUUAUUUCAGACCCAAACGAGAGUUUAUGGCCCACAACCAGCUACCCCGAGCCCGAGGACGACGAUUUGGAUGAUCUUCUCAGAGAACAGGAUGCACCAAUGACUGAUUUCCUCGCCGACAUGCGUGGCUCAUCUUCACGGGCACCAAAUGACGAGAACGAUGAAUAUGAUGCUGAAUAUGAAGCGAUGAAGGAGCUUGGAAUGUAG